AUGCGUCCUACCUCUCUGCGUCUUCUUGGUUGCGUCACUUCUAUCAUACUAUGCUUGAGCACCGAUGCUGCCACUUUGAAAAGAGCGCAAAUAACCUUCCCUCCAUCAAAUGGACCAUGUCGCCAAAACCAUGGUCUAGAACCGCUUCAAUGUACUGACGAGGCAUGUAUCGAUAUCGCAGCUUCAGGUGUUUGUCACAUCCAAACACAAGAAGGCCUGCCUGUCUGCGGCUGCUGCGAUUCUCAGAUCACCUUGCUUUGCUCAGCGUGCGGCGGCGAUGCAGGAGAAGGGAUAUGUCUAGGCACUGGGCUCACGGAGAUCUCAUUCCAAGGUUGCCCAUGCACCGCGAACGGGGGUGCAGUACCUGGUGGAGGACAGAUUGCAGUCUGCCCUGAGCAAACCGGUUCAGACACCCAGUCAUGCAACAGUUCUACUUGUGGUGGAAGCACUAGAUAUGCAGGCUUGUGCGACUCCAAGACUGACAUCGGUGGAGGUGCUUAUCAGUUUUGCGCAUGCUGUCCAGAUGAGGAGCCAGCUUGUAACGAUUGUGGUGGCGAUAACGGCGAUGGACGUUGCAAAGGUGUCGAUGAGUAUACGGGUAAAGGUUACAAUAACUGUAAAUGCAGUUCGGGCGCAGAUGGUGAUCAGCCCGUGAUCAUCCCCUUCCCAAUCCCCCCUCCAGGCUUCCCGAUCCCGCCACCUGGUACGCCUAAUCCAGAAGAGCCAUGCUCGGACACGAUUGACACAAAAUGCUCCGAAUGCUCCGGAAACAAUAGGUGGUGUCAGACAGGACCAUCUGCUGGCUGCCCUUGCCAAGAUGAUGAACAAGAAUGCCCAGAUGGCGACGAUGUUCCAAACUGCUCAGAUGCAAACUGCGGUGGCGCAACAAGCGCGUCUGUCAUCAGUACAUGCCAAGGUGCGAACAAUGAAAACAAGGACUGUACAUGCUUUCAGUUUGAACCUGAGCUUGAGCCAUACGCACCCAACCCCUACCAGUAG
Molecule: messenger RNA, 999 nt
Organism: Alternaria arborescens
Lineage: Eukaryota; Fungi; Ascomycota; Dothideomycetes; Pleosporales; Pleosporaceae
Exons: 3
Coding region: 1-999 (332 amino acids)
Source: RefSeq, a predicted model, not a curated record